Messenger RNA from Protopterus annectens (West African lungfish), 5646 nucleotides. RefSeq names its product histone deacetylase 5 (gene HDAC5). NCBI's taxonomy places the organism in Eukaryota, Metazoa, Chordata, Ceratodontiformes, Protopteridae. Gene Ontology annotation, molecular function: histone deacetylase activity. The record is from RefSeq and is a predicted model, not a curated record. Gene Ontology annotation, cellular component: histone deacetylase complex. Gene Ontology annotation, biological process: negative regulation of transcription by RNA polymerase II; chromatin organization. The coding region runs from base 759 to 4187 and encodes 1142 amino acids. The transcript has 25 exons.
AGCCUCCUUCAUCCUCCCUUCUGUGCAUUUUUUUCAUCUUCGUUGUCCAUUGAAAAGGAUUACUGUUGCACUGUUUAGGGGAGUGGGAACCUGUGUCCUUUUGCAGUGACAGCACGGUUCCUCUUUCUUGUGUAACACUGUCAUAUUGCUUAUAUCCUAGAGUUUAUUAGCUGGCUUCAGUUUUCAGUUUGCUGGAUGCAUCAUACUCCGUCUAGAUUUCUUCGCAAGUUUCAGCAUUCAGGGAUUAUACUUUGUCACACUUGAAGUGGAAUGAACAAAGGGUGAUUGCUUCACUGUCCGCUAACUUUUUUUUAGAUUCUUGUUUGAAAUUAAAGCCUUCGACUUACCACCUACUAAGUGUGCAGCUUUCAGAAUGAAUGAAUGUUUUUCUGAUGAGGAUUGUACGGCUGCUUGGGGUUUUUUUUAGUAAAACAUUCUCUGAGAAUUAAAUAAAAGCCAGAAGACUUCAAGACCUUCAGACUUUAUUAUUAUUUUUUGUUAACAUUUAGGAAAAUGAUUGGUGCCUUUUGUGUUUGCAGGAUUUUUUUAUAAAUGUAAAAAUUAAUAUCAGAAGAAUACUUCCCAGCCAGUUUCAAGUACUGUGGUGUGGUUCUGUUAGAUUGUGAAAGGUAAGACUGGGAAAUACCUUUGUGUUUUCCACUGCUGUGUUUCCGGAUGAAACGAGCACUUGCUUGUGGAGUCUAUAACUGAGACUGCAGUCCACGUGUUUGCCAUUUUCUGUUCUCCGAGAUUCUGGCAUGCUUUUAAGCCCCAAACUGCCAGGACUGGUGGAGAUGUUACAGACUAUUUACGAAACUGAAUCAUGUUUCUCCUCGGAAGGGAUGUCAGCCAAAGAGCAAACGCUGGGUCUGCUUUCAGAGCGCAGGGCACAAGCCAUGUCAUCCCCAGUUGUGGAAGUAAAGCCUGUUUCCCCCAUAACAAUGCAGACCGCUGGCAGUGGCAGCAGUGGUGGAAGCAACAGCCCAGUGGAUAUUAGCACCGAUGUUCGAGUAGCAGUUUCAAGUGUGGACCCUAUUCUGCGUGAACAACAGCUGCAGCAUGAAUUACUACUGUUGAAACAUCAGCAGCAGCUACAGAAGCAACUGCUCUUUGCAGAGUUCCAAAAAAAGCAUGAACAUCUCACACGACAACAUGAAGUACAGCUACAGGAACACCUUAAGCAACAACAAGAAAUCCUGGCCAUAAAACGGCAGCAGGAAUUGGAGCAGCAGCGUCGACGAGAACAGCAGAAACAGGAAGAAUUGGAGAAACAGAGGUUGGAGCAGCAGUUGUUGUUACUGAAGAACAAGGACAAAGGCAAAGAAAGUAAGCAGCUAAUCCCAGGUCAGGGUGCGAUAGCCAGCACAGAGGUGAAAUUAAAGCUGCAAGAAUUCCUUCGGAGUAAAUCAAAAGAAACUACCCUCAGUGGACUCAACCAUUCCCUCUCUCAGCACCCCAAAAGCUGGGGAGCACAUCAUACCUCACUGGACCAGAGUUCUCCUCCACAGGCAGGCACUCCUGGCACACCUCCAUCCUACAAAAUGCCAGUGCUUGGAACAUACGACAGUAAAGAUGAUUUCCCACUACGUAAAACAGCCUCUGAACCUAACUUGAAGGUACGAUCAAGAUUAAAACAGAAAGUGGCAGAGAGGCGGAGUAGUCCAUUAUUACGAAGGAAAGAUGGCACAGUCAUCAGCUCCUUUAAAAAGAGGGCCAUUGAAAUUACAGUAUCGUCAGUUUGUAGCAGUGCCCCAGGGUCUGGCCCCAGCUCCCCGAACAGUUCACACAGCGCUAUUGCAGAAAACGGCUUCACAGGCUCUGUACCCAACAUUCAUUCCGAGCAAGCACAGCACCGAAACCUAAAUACAGAUAGCACGACAAGUCCACUCACCCUAUACACCUCGCCUUCACUACCAAACAUCUCAUUGGGACUGCCAGCAACAGCCACAGUGACGAACGCCAGUGCAUCUCCAAGUUUAUCAAGCCAGCAAGAAGCAGAAAGGCAGGCAAUUCAGUCGUUACGUCAGGGUGGAGCUCUGACAGGGAAGUUCAUGAGUACGACUUCACUGCCUGGCUGCUUGCCGGGUUUGGGUCUAGAUGGAGAGGUCAACAAUCAUAACCAUCCUUCUCUUUUGCAACAAGUUCUUUUGCUGGAGCAGGCUCGGCAGCAGGGUGCCCUCAUAACUACAGUACCGUUACAUGGUCAGUCUCCAUUGGUGGCGGGAGAGAGAAUGUCUACAAGCAUGCGGGCUGUGAACAAGCUUCCACAUCACCGUCCCCUGAGUCGAACACAGUCAGCACCCCUUCCGCAGAGUCCGCAGGCACUUCAACAGCUUAUUAUACAGCAGCAGCAGCAGCAGCAACAGCAGCAGUUUUUAGAGAAACAGAAGCAAUACCAGCAGAUCCAGCUCAGCAAGAUCCUCAUCAAAACAAGUGAGUUACCUCGUCAGCCUACAUCACAUCCUGAAGAGAUAGAGGAAGAACUGACAGAGCAGCAAGGUAUGCUGGAAGACCAGGAAUUAACAAAAGGAAUGGAAGGACAAGAUAAUGAUGAUAGGUUAGCAAGCGAGGAGCCCAGUGAGGAACUGGAUAAUGACUGCACACAAGUGAAAGAUGAAACAGGAGAGAGCUAUGACGAAGAAGACGAUGACGAGGAGGAGCAGUCAGACUCCAGAGACGUGGAGGAGUUGGCCCUAAAUUAUAAUCCGCAGUUCCUGGAGCAGCAAUGUCUGCAGCAGCUACACAUUUACCAGACCUCACUCGCUGUGGGAGGACUGCCUCACCGGCCCUUGAGUCGAGCUCAGUCCUCACCUGCUGCUGCUAACUUGAAGACCACAGCAGUUGUUGAAAAUCCAGUCAAGCAUCUUUUCACUACAGGUUUAGUCUAUGACACCUUCAUGUUGAAACACCAGUGCACAUGUGGGAACACUAACAAUCAUCCUGAACAUGCUGGCCGAAUACAGAGCAUUUGGUCACGGCUUCAGGAGACAGGUCUGCUUAGCAAAUGUGAGCGAAUCCGUGGAAGAAAAGCCACCCUGGAUGAAAUCCAGACAGUUCACUCAGAACAGCACACAUUGCUCUAUGGAACAAAUCCCUUAAACAGACAGAAACUGGACAGCAAGAGGCUGCUGGGUCCAGUUACACAAAAGAUGUAUGCAGUGCUGCCCUGUGGAGGUAUUGGGGUGGAUAGUGACACAGUGUGGAAUGAGAUGCAUUCCUCCAGUGCAGUGCGGAUGGCAGUUGGUUGUGUCAUUGAGCUGGCAUUUAAAGUAGCAUCCGGUGAACUCAAAAAUGGGUUUGCCAUAGUCAGACCUCCUGGACAUCAUGCAGAAGAAGCUACAGCCAUGGGGUUUUGCUUUUUCAAUUCUGUAGCCAUUGCCACCAAGCUUCUACAGCAGAAACUGAAUGUUGGGAAAGUCCUCAUAGUAGAUUGGGACAUCCAUCAUGGAAAUGGGACACAGCAGGCAUUCUAUGACGAUCCUAAUGUUCUCUACAUCUCGCUGCAUCGCUAUGAUGAUGGGAACUUCUUUCCGGGCAGUGGAGCUCCUGAGGAGGUUGGAGCUGGCGCAGGAGUUGGCUUUAAUGUGAACAUUGCCUGGACAGGUGGAGUUGAGCCGCCAAUGGGAGAUGUGGAGUACUUAACAGCAUUCAGAACAGUUGUGAUGCCAAUAGCUUUUGAGUUCUCUCCAGAUGUGGUAUUGGUGUCUGCCGGGUUUGAUGCUGUAGAAGGACAUCUUUCUCCACUUGGUGGCUACUCCGUAACUGCAAAAUGUUUUGGUCAGUUGACCAAACAGCUGAUGAAGCUCGCUGGAGGACGUGUGGUUCUUGUCUUAGAGGGAGGCCAUGACCUUACAGCAAUCUGUGAUGCAUCAGAGACUUGUGUAUCUGCAUUACUUAGUAAUGAGCUGGAUCCGAUUCCUGAAACAGUUCUUCAAAACAACCCAAAUCCCAAUGCAGUGGCUUCACUGGAGAAGGUCAUUGAAAUCCAAUCAAAACAGUGGAGUUCUGUACAACGGUAUGCUUCUACUGUUGGAUGCUCAUUGACAGAGGCGCAGAAACGGGAAGAGGAUGAGGCAGAGACAGUAACAGCCAUGGCAUCUUUAACAGUAGACAACACAGAACAAGCAAAAAGUGAAAACAACUCCAGGCAAACAGAUGAACCAAUGGAAGAGGAGCCAGUCUUGUAAAGUGCCAACACUCACCAUGCAUCCUUCACUGCUGCAUUGUGGUUUUGUCCUUGUGAAUUUUAUUUUACCAAAAUGGAGUUUGAAACGUGGUGUUUUCCUGUGUCUGCUUUUGAAAAGAAAAAGGUUGUAUCAACAAUUUUUUUUCAAAAAAAUAAAAAUUAAAAAGGAAAAUGCAAAACAAACUGUGUCGACCAAAGGAGGGACCUGAACUGCAUCAGUGGCCGACAUUAUAAAGCAUGAAAACCUGGACAGUGUUGUGAAGGUUCUGGCCUGGCGAGUCUUGGUAACCAACAGAUGCUGUACGGAGGAUUCUAAAAUGGCCAGUCUCCAUGGCAGAGAGGACCAUAGGCAUUCUUCUGAAAGUUUUGACAUGGCCUGGUUCUAUAGCCAGCAGAAAUCUGGAUGCCAUUCUGAUGGUUCUGACUCAACCCAGUUCAUGGUAGACAGAAGCCUGGAUGGAAAAGGAAUGUUUCUGAUUAGACCUGACUAAGUCAGUGACUAAACGGAAGCAUGAAGAUUGUACUGAAAGAUGAAUUUUCAUGUCUCUUGAGAGAUAAAAUGCUUUAAAGGAGUUUUCUCCAAUUAAACAGAAUGGGAUAUUUGCAAUUUUUCUCUAGUAGCCUGGGUGUGACCCAAACUUUCUGGUCUCCAAGGUACAUGUAAUCCUUCAUAUGUUAUUGAAGUUGUUCUCCAGGAUGUCUGACGAGGAACUUUUUUGUGCCUUUGAAAGUGUGUGCUGUUUGUUUUGAAAUGCCUUAAUUUCUGUGCGGUUUUGACAUUGGUUGAGUAAUUAUAAGCGACAUUUACCACGUGUUCGCCACAACCAGAAACCCAGAAAGCAUAGACUUUAUCCCCCAGCACAUCACCCUUGUUAUGUAACUAUUCUGAAAAAAAAUGUGUAUCAUAUAUGUUAAUGACCAAAAUGUUUGUUAAUGUUUUUUUUUUUCUUUUCAGAAGUCUUUUGUGUUGUUCCUUUUUUUUCCUGUAAAUAGGUGGUUAAUGGUGUUGUUAGUGGAUCCUCAUGUCAGAGACACCUGGGCUUAUCCCUUUCCUUUCUGUUACUUCAUUAGACUUUUUUUCAAGUAUUAGAUCAAAAGGUAUAUAAUUUUAAUACAGAUGUAUUAUUUAACAGUCCUAUUUUUAUGUUUGUUUGUGUUUUUUUAAAGAAACUACAGCACACUUUGUUUUAAAUGGGGGUCAGAAGCUACAAUCUUGUUAUGUUUUUAUAUCACUGCAUUGCUGGACUUCAGUGGUAGGAAAAGGGGCACUGCUAUUUGGUCCGUUUUUCAGACUGCAUAUUUUAUGGUUAAGGUUUUAACCAGCCAGCCAUAAGUUGCAGAUGCUUUUGUCAUUAUAUAUAAAGAAACAUUUCCAGUUUUUUAUAAUAUUCUGAGCACAAUAUUAAAUAGAAAUAUAUGAAGUCUAUGUUGUAACUUAUCAUUAAAAAUUACAAAGAAAA